ACUGUUAAAACAGGCUCAACACGUACUGCCUCCACCUUUUCGUCAGUUUCUUAUAUUACUUUCACUGGCAGAGUAUCUCAGUUUAUGUCGAUUCGCGUAUACGAGACUAUCGACGUACAACAGCUGAGAUGAAGAAUCUGCUGAUCGCAAUCGUUCUGAUUAGCCCCUGCCUGGGGGACGUAUCGCAUCUUUUGUCAGAAUAUUCUACGACGACUACAACCACUCCACCGCCACCUCCUAGACCGUACAGAUUUCAAUAUCAAGCAGGACGAUAUCCUGGAAACGUAGAUCGUGUUCAUCAAGAAAUUGGAGAUGGCAGUGGACGUGUCCAAGGUUCUUAUUCCUUCGUGGAUCCGAAGCACAAAGUACGAACAGUGCAAUACGCAGCCGAUGAAACUGGAUUUCACGCAUCAUUAAUAAAUUACGAAGACACGAUUGCUCAACCUAUCGAUUCUGAGGCUGUGAGACUCGCGAAGGAAAAACAUUUCCGAUUGUACCAGAAAAUUGCCGAGGCAAAUUCUCACGGCGUUCCGGUCAAUUUACCACGGGAUUCCGCGAGUGUGGGGAGAGCGAAGGACAAACAUAUUCAACUGUAUCAGAAGAUAGCCGAGGAACACGCAGCAAUUGCUAAUCAAAGAGAGGCAGAACGAUUAGCUUACGAGGCUACUUCUGCAAUAAACGAUGUAAAUCCUGACCACGUGUAUUAAGUUUGUUAUUGGACCGUCGAUUCUUAUACAUUUAUGUAAAAAUGCAUGAAAUAUAUAAAACAUAUACGUGUAUAGUA
Molecule: messenger RNA, 784 nt
Organism: Frieseomelitta varia
Lineage: Eukaryota; Metazoa; Arthropoda; Insecta; Hymenoptera; Apidae
Exons: 4
Coding region: 129-707 (192 amino acids)
Cellular component (GO): extracellular matrix
Source: RefSeq, a predicted model, not a curated record